This is a messenger RNA of Nerophis ophidion (straightnose pipefish), 9690 nucleotides long. It is a transcript of the gene mef2aa, whose product is annotated as myocyte enhancer factor 2aa. The record is from RefSeq and is a predicted model, not a curated record. Lineage: Eukaryota; Metazoa; Chordata; Actinopteri; Syngnathiformes; Syngnathidae. Gene Ontology annotation, biological process: cell differentiation; positive regulation of transcription by RNA polymerase II. Gene Ontology annotation, molecular function: DNA-binding transcription factor activity, RNA polymerase II-specific; RNA polymerase II cis-regulatory region sequence-specific DNA binding; protein dimerization activity.
GAGAGAGAGUGCUUAAGAGAGAGAGGGGCGGUGACGUAGGAGAAAUGGGAGGAGCCUCACCGUCAGGAGGGAGACUGGCUUUUUCUGAGUUUGUCAGCUUCCCCCCUCCCACCUAAAAUAGCAGCCAUCGUGUAAACGUGAAGUCAAAUUAGGUUUUAUCCGGCGGAGAGCAGCCAUAUAGAGUACCCGCACGCAGCAGCAGCAGUUUGGCCCGGGACGAAAGCUUUUGCCGACAACCGCUGACGAGUGUAUGGUGUGUUGAGAAACCAAGAAGAAGAACCUGUGCAUAAUGUGCUAGGAGAGGCGGCGGACGAAAGUCAGUGUGUCGUGUUUGUCCGAUAUCGUCCAAGUGUCAGAGAGACGGGGAAAAGGACAGAGCCAUGGGGCGAAAGAAGAUACAGAUCACCAGGAUCAUGGAUGAAAGGAACAGACAGGUUACCUUCACGAAGAGGAAGUUUGGCCUGAUGAAGAAGGCCUACGAGCUGAGCGUCCUGUGCGACUGCGAGAUUGCCCUCAUCAUCUUCAACAGCUCCAACAAACUGUUCCAAUACGCCAGCACCGACAUGGACAAAGUGCUGCUGAAGUAUACGGAGUACAACGAGCCCCACGAGAGCAGAACCAACUCUGACAUUGUCGAGAAAUUAAGAAACAAAGGCCAUAUUGACUGUGCUAGCCCCGAACCCGAAGACUGUUUCGGGCACAGCCCCCUCAUGGAUGACCAUUUCGGCAAACUAAGCGAAGAGAGUGAUUUAAUGUACAAGCGCUGUGGUGCGCUAAACAAGAAAGAACACAGAGGUUGUGAUAGCCCGGACCCCGAUGCCUCAUAUGUCCUCACUCCUCACACUGAAGAAAAGUAUAAAAAAAUUAAUGAGGAGUUUGAUAAUAUGAUGAGAAAUCAUAAAAUCCCCACGGCAUUGCCCCAGCAGAACUUCUCCAUGCACGUGGCGGUGCCUGUGUCCAAUCCGAACGCCAUGUACCAGCUGGGAGGGACUCUGGGCGGCCAGACUUUAGCGGCGGCCACAGCCUCCCUGGCUGACAACGGGAUGCUGUCUCCUCCACAGGCCUCUUCGCAUAGGAACGUGGGCUCAAGUGGGGGCCCCCAAAGGCCCGCCAGCGCAGGGAACGGUUUUGUUAACCCCAGGGGCUCCCCGGGCCUCCUCAACACGCCCAGCGGCAACGGUCUGGGUAAAGUCAUGCCUACCAAGUCUCCGCCACCCCCUGGGGGGAACAUGGGGAUGGGAAGCCGCAAGCCAGACCUAAGGGUCGUUAUCCCUCCAUCCAGCAAAGGGAUGAUGCCCCCGCUGAAUACACAGAGGAUAAGCAUCCAGUCCACCCAGCCUCUCUCCACCCCCGUGGUGUCCGUCUCCACCCCAAGCUUACCCCCGCAAGGCCUGGUCUACUCAGGCAUGCCCACCUCCUACAACCCUGCAGAGUAUUCCCUGAGCAGCGCUGAGCUCUCCUCCCUGCAGGGCUUCAGCUCUCCUGGGCUGUCGCUGGGCUCCAUCGCAUGGCAACAGCAUCAACUUGGCCAGGCAGCUCUUAAUUCUUUGGUCGGCGGAGGCCACCUACCUCAAGGCUCCAACCUCUCCAUCAACACCAGCCAGUGCAUCAACAUCAAAUCCGAGCCCAUCUCGCCGCCGCGGGAGCGGGCCACGCCCUCCGGUUUCCCGCAACACCAGCAGCCGCCUCCGCCGCAGCAGCAGCAGCAAGGCCCCGGGCGACAGGACGUGCUGGGACGCUCGCCCGCCGACAGCCUGAGCUCGUCCUGCAGCUCCUACGACGGCAGCGACCGAGAGGACCACCGGGUGGACUUCCACUCGCCGCUGGCGGGCCUGGUCCGACCCCCGGCGCCCGCAGCCGGCGACAGGGAGAGCCCCUCGGUCAAGCGCCUGCGCAUGGACGCGUGGGUGACCUAGAAGGAAGGAGGCGGCCGCCGAGGAAGGCAGGGAGGGCUGUAUGAUAUCUUUAUUUCUCUUUGUACAUUCGGCAGGUACUUGAUCACAUGACGUCUGCAAUAGGAGCUUCUGGCGCUUGGAUGUUACGCAACCACAGGAGGACUUUUCACCCACCCCACACACACCUUUUAUCCCCGGCGCCCUCUAAGUUAUCGACGGCACGAAGAAAACACGGAAUUUCGGUUGUUGUCACGGUGACAAAGUCUCCAGUCUUCUGUCGCCGCGAUUCCGAUAUGUAAAUAUCCACUUUCACGUCUGGGAGCGUGCCAGGGAGGAAAAGAAACCAUCUUUUUUUGCCGGUGAGCGCCAAGUCGACGCCGGGCGUACUUCUCGCCCUCGCCAUCCGCACACAUCUUGUGUCACUCUGCUUUGGCCGUUUGCUUUUUUACCCCGUUAUCAGCAUCCACGUAUCGGACACGCCCCUCGGUAAUAACCGUGUCUAUGCAGCCCAAGUCACAUGACCCGUCCAGACCACACGUGUGAUGUCAUCGUAGGCGAAAGCGACUGUUAGCCUCUUCUAUUCCUAAGUGCCACUCGGAUUACGGGAUUCUUUUCACAUUUUGGCGCUAAUUCCACACGUCCAUCAACACCUGGCGGUACAGUGGAACCAAAAAGAUGCUUCUGUCAUUCAUUGACUAAAAAGUAUCCCCAAAUUUGUCCUUUUGUCAUCAAAUUGACCCCUUGAACAAAACAAAAAAAAUGUACAUACGCAUUUGGCAGUUUUUGGGAAGCGAAUAUUUGUUCUUACUGUAGGACCACAAUGGUCUUUUUGUCUUGCAGCCCAUCUCACAAGCUAGAGAUGAUAUUCAGAAAAUAUGUUUUAUGGAAGUGUUAAAAAAUUAAUAUAAAUUGUAUUUAAUAUGUAUACUUCAGAGGCUAACCUAAUUUUUUAAAGUAGAAAAAAAUAUAUUUAAAAGUUUUUGGGAAGUGGACCAUUUUUGUCACUAGGAUAAUUAUUUAGUUUUUUUUUUGUGACAUUGAAUGUUUUUUUUUUUAAAUGUAUUUAGCUGCCAUCUCCGUUUUUGAGGAGCAGAUAUUUAUUGUCACUAGGAUCACAAGUGUGAGCAUUUUUUUUAAUUUUUUUUUUAGCUUGGUUUGGUUGAAGAUAUAAUUUUUUUAUCUUUUAUUUAGCUGCCACCCACUGCCUGAAUACUGAAUAAUAUUCAGAAAAUACAGCUUGAAAUAUGUUUUAUGGAAGUAAUUUUGUUUUGUAAACAUCCCGGCCUUUGAAGGGUUAAAAAUAAAUAUAAUUUGUAUUUAAUGCGUAUACUUCUGAAGCUAGCACACUUUUUUAAUGUAGAAAAAAAUCAAUUUUAGCAGUUUUUGGAAAGCGGACAUUUUUUGUCACCAGGACAAUGUUGUUGUUUCUUAUGUGAAAUUAUUAUUUAUUUUUAUAUUUUAAUAUUUAAUUUAGCUGCCAUCUUAGUAUUUGAGAAGCAGAGACUUAAUGUCACUAGGACUUCAAGUGUGUUUUUUUUUUGUUGGCUUUUCAAUUUAAUUUGUCUAAAUUAAAUUCAAAAUAAAUAUAAAACGUACUUAAAUAUAUAUUUCAGGCUGAUCUAGUUGGUAAAAUUGACCGUUUUAAAGUAGACACAAAUAUAUUUAACAGUUUUUGGGAAGCGGACAUUUUUUGGCAGCAGGGCAAUGAUUUUUUGGUGUGAAAUUUAAUGUGCUUUUUUAAAAUCUUUAAUUUAGCUGCCAUCUCAGUUUUUAAGAAGCAAAGAUUUAUUGUCACUAGGACCUCAAGCAUGAGUUUUUUUUUUUGUUUAAUUUAGUUGAAUAGAUUUUGUUUUUUAUUAUUAUUUUACUUAGCUGCCAUCCACUGCCUAAAUACUGAAUAAUAUUCAGGAAAUACUCCUUGGAAUAUGUUUUAUGGAAGUGUUUUUGUUUCAUUUUGUACAAAUAUCAGCCUUCAAGGGUUCAAAAAUAAAUAUAAAAAGUAUUUAAAUGCAUAUUUCAGGCUGAUCCAGUUGAUGAAAUUGACCUUUUUAAAGUAAAUUAAAAAUAAAUUUUAAAUUUUUUGGGAAGCGGACGUUGAUUGUCACCCGGACCUCAAGUGAGUUUCUUUAGUUUACAGCCUAAGUAUAAUAUUCAUAAAAUACUCCUUGGAAUAUGUUUUAUGGUUAGUUAGUAAUGUAAACACAGUGUACCGUCCUUUUAUGGGUUAAACAUAAUUAUACAGAGUUUAAAAUGUGGUUGAUGGUAAAAUUGACAUUUUAUAACAGAAAAACAAGUUUUUAAGCUUUUGGAAGGUGAAUAUGUAUAUUAUCAAUAGGACCUUGAACUUUUUAUUUAAUUUUGUUGAAUUUAUAUCCUUUAUUUAGCUGCCAUCAGCCUGAAUAAAAUAUUCAGAACAAACUCCUUGAAUUGUAUUUUAUGGAAGUGGUUUAGUUUAGUUAGUUAUGUAAACAUAUUGACCUUUAAAGGGUUCUAAAUAAAUAUCAAUGAUAUUUAAUGUGUAUAUUUUAGGCUGAUGGAGUUGGUAAAAUAAAAUAAAAAAAUAAGUAGAAAAAAUUAUAUUUCACCGUUUUUGGAAAGCAGUUAUUUACUGUGAUUAGAACCUCAAGUGAGUUUUUAAUUCUGUGAAAUGUAAUUAUUAUUUUUUAUUUAUGUUUAUCCAGUGAUUUAGCUGCCAUCUCACAGCCUAAAUAUAAUAUUCAGAAAAUACUCAUUGAAAUAUGUUUUAUGGAAGUGGUUUAAUUAGUAAUGUAAACACACUGUACUGUUGUUAUAAGGGAUACAAUUAUUAUACAGAGUUUUAAUUUAAAUAUAUAUGUUUCAGGCUAAUCUAAAUUAGUUUGUAACAUUGACAUUUUUAUAACAGAAAACGUUUUUUUUGUUUUGUUGAGAUUUAUUGUCUUUAGGACCUCAAGUUUGAGUUUAAAACUAUCAUUUUGUACAAUUUAAUUGUUUUUUUUUAAAUAUUUUAUUUAGCUGCCAUCUCACAGCUCAAAGAAAAUACUCCUUGAAAUAUGUUUUAUGGAACUGGUUUAGUUUAUUUAGUUACAGUUUGUAAAGUAGGGAAGGGAUUCAUAAGGCCCCAUUCCUGGGUGGAUCUCGCAUGAGCGGAAGAGGGGAGUGUUAAUCUAUUCGCAGUCUGCUGAAAAUGAUAGAAAGCGCCACCCAAACAGAAACUGAUGCUGUGUUCAAAGUUGGAAUUGCCACAAAACACUCUACUGCCAUCUGGAGGCUAAAGUGGAUAUUCCAACCCACCAUUAGUCACGUUUCAGGUGUCAGGUAAAUCGUGAUGAAUGGGCCCAUAUGAAUCCUCUUCCUACUGUAAACAUACUGGCUUUGAAAGGGUUCAGAAUAAAUAUAAACCAUAUUUUUAUUUUGGCUAUUCCAGGCAGAUGUAGUUGGUAAAAUAGACUUUUUUUUAAAGUAGAAAAAAAUAUAUAUGUAACAGUUUUUGGGAAGCAGAGAUUUAUUGUCACUUGGACCUCAAUUAAGUUUGUUCUCACAACCUUUAGAAAAUAUUCAGAAAAUACUCAUUAAAAUAAGUUUUAUUUCUUAGUUAUGUAAUGCUUUCAAGGGUUGAAAAUAAAUAGAAACCGUAUUUAAUAUAUAUUGUUCAGGCUGAAGUAGGUGGUAAAAUUGACAUGUUUAAAAUAGUAAAAACGAAGUAAUAUAUCUUAACUGUUUUAGGGGAGCACAAAUGUAUUGUCACCUAAAGAGUUUUAAAUCUGUUUUUAAUACUUUCUAUUUCUGCCAUCUUGUAGCCUUAAAAAGGGUUUUAGAAAUGACUCACUAAAAUGUAUUGUCCAUCCAACCAUCCAUCCAUUUUCUACCGCUUACUCCCUUUUUGGGUCACGGAGGCGCUGGCGCCUAUCUCAGCUACAAUCGGGCGGAAGGCGGGGUACACCCUGGACAAGUCGCCACCUCAUCGCAGGGCCAACACAGAUAGACAGACAACAUUCAAACUCACAUUCACAAGUAAUUUGGUUUAGUUAUGUUAACGUACUGGCUUUUAUAGGGGGACAAAUAACACACAUCCUUUGAAAUGUAAUAUGACCCAGCAGACACAAGACAUUGAACGAACGUUGAGAACGUGUUGAAUUAGGUCCUGAAGUCGAGCAACUCAAACAUAAUGUUGAAAUAACAUGCUUUUUGACGACAUUUAAUCAAUGUCGGGUUCCGAUGUUGAUUUGACCAUCGAAUUUUGGUCAUUUUCCAACCAAUAUUCUACAACACAUAUACAACGUUGAAACAACACCUUUUUGACGACGUUUAAUCAACCUUGAUUUGACCAUUGAAUUUUGGUCAUUUCCCAACGUUAGACAUCAACAUUGUCUCAAUUUACAAAUACAACUAUUUUGCAACGUUGUUGCAAUGUCAGUUUUAAAGGACAUGUGCGUAUAAUCAACGUUGUAUCAAUGUCUUCCGCCUGCUGGGUCACGUUUCGUUUAUAAAAUGUACUUGAUCAAAGUAGUAAAACAAAAUCUCAUACUCAAAACUGUUUUUUGAAAACCGACAUUUUUAGUCACUCGGACGUCAAGUGUGAGUUUUUUUUUUUGUUUUUUUUUUUGUAUUGCCGCCAUCUGACAGCCAAAAUAUAAUUACCUUAUUUUUCUGACUAUAAGCGACUUAUGUUUGAAAUUAUUAACACAUUACCGUAAAAUAUCAAAUAAUAUUAUUUAUCCCAUUCGCGGAAGAGACGAAGGAAAUGUCAGCAAUCGUCACUCUCACGCCAACCAAUAAGAAUUUGGCGGGGGGCGUGUGAUGGCAGAAGUGCAUUGUGGGUCAUGAUAUGUUAACUGCUAUAUGCUAUAUCAGGGGUCGGGAACCUUUUUGGCUGACAGAGCCAUGAAAGCCAAAUUUUUUUAAAUGUAUUUCCGUGAGAGCCAUAUCAUAUUUUUUUAACACUGAAUAUAACUUAAUGCGUGCAUUUUUUAAGUAAGACAAACAUUUUCAGAGUAUAAUAAGUCUAAUUCUUUUUAAUAACAUUGUUAUUUCUUGAACAGGUGUGGUAGGAAACGGAUGGAUGGAUCAAAAUGCAUGCGAAUGUUUUAUAUUUUGAACGUUAUUUUUAACAUCGUGAUUAACAGCGGAAUUAUUCAUUACUUAUUGUGUUAAGCAAUGUCAGCUCAGAUUUAUCCGAGAGCCAGCUGCAGUCAUCAAAAGAGCCACAUCUGGCUCUGGGGCCAUAGGUUCCCUACUCCUGUGCUAUAUGCUACUGUCGGAGCUAUUAAAAAUGGAUCACAUCAACAUUGGCGGUAACGUAUAAAAACUGAGAAGGACUGAACUAAAAUGGCACCGAAAAGGAAAUCAUGUGCUGCAGAUUACAAGCUGGACGUAGUGAAAUAUGCUGCAGAGAACCGCAAUCGAGCAUCAGAAAGAAAGGACGCUAGCGGGGCGCAUACCGGAGGCGAUAUCGAGGAAGAAAAUCUCAUCGGAUUUCGCGAUUGGGAGUGACAGAUUGUUUGGUAAAACGUAUAGCAUGUUCUAUAUGUUAUAGUUAUUUGAAUGACUCUUACAAUAAUAUGUUACGUUAACAUACCAGGCACCUUCUCAGUUGGUUAUUUAUGUGUCAUAUAACGUACACUUAUUCAGCCUGUUGUUCACUAUUCUUUAUUUAUUUAAAAUUGCCUUUCAAAUGUCUAUUCUUGGUGUUGGAUUUUAUCAAAUAAAUUUACCCCAAAAUUGCGACUUAUACUCCAGUGCGACUUAUAUAUGUUUUUUUACUUCUUUAUUAUGCAUUUUCGGCCGAGUUAUACUCCGAAAAAUACGGUUGACAAUACUUUUUGAAAUGUAUUUUAUGGAAGCACGGUGGGACAGGGGUUAGUGCAUGUGCCUCACUAUACGAAGGUCCUGAGUUGUCCUGGGUUCAAUCCCGGGCUCGGGAUUUUUCUGUGUGGAGUUUGCAUGUUCUCCCCGUGACUGCGUGGAUUCCCUCCGGGUACUCCGGCUUCCUCCCACUUCCAAAGACAUGCACCUGGGGAUAGGUUGAUUGGCAACACUAAAUUGGCCCUAGUGUGUGAAUGUGAGUGUGAAUGUUGUCUGUCUAUCUGUGUUGGCCCUGCGAUGAGGUGGCAACUUGUCCAGGGUGUACGGCGCCUUCCGCCCGAAUGCAGCUGAGAUAGGCUCCAGCGACCCCGAACGGGACAAGCAGUAGAAAAGGGAUGGAUUUUAUGGAAGUGUUUAAAUUAGUUAUGCAAACAUGCUGGCAUUCAAAUGGUUAAACACGUUGUUUAUUUAAUACAUGUAUUCCAGGGUGAAGUAGUGAGGAAAAAUCAGUUUAAAGUUGAAAGUGGCUUAUGGAAAGUGGACAUUUUUGUUGUGAAGAAAGUAUCUAUUAUGUAUUUCCUGGAAAUAUAUAAAUUUGAACCAACUGGCUUGUAAAUUUGAGUGUAUACAUAUGAAUAAUUCUCAGAGUUGGCAUUUUUGCUUACAUUAGGGACACAUCCUUGACGUAUAAUAAUAAUAUGCAUCCAUCCAUCCAUCUUCCUCCACUCAUCCGAUGUCGGGUCGCGGGGUCAGCAGCCCAAGCAGGGAAGGCCAGACUUUCCUCUCCCCAGCCACCCCGCCCAGCUCCUCCCGGGUGAUCCCGAGGCGCUCACAGGCCAGCCUUGAGACAUAGUCCUCCCUACAUGCCCUGGGUCUUCCCCGUGGUCUCCUACCGGUCGGACGUACCCGAAACACUUUAGAAAAAUAAAUAUAAAUGCAAUACAAGUACAAUACAGUACAAUGAGUGAUAAUGACAGAAGGUUACUGCAAACUACUGGUGUUUGAUGUAAUGCUUUCCUCCAUGUUCAGUUCUAUGGUUAUCAUCACACUUGCCAUCAAUAGCAAAAAAGACAACGAAAAAACACAAUUUAAUGAGUGAACGAGAAACAAGAAAUGGUUCUCAAAGUUAGAAAAUGUUUGUUUGAACUCUCGAGUUCCGCGUUGACGGUUCCACUGUACCUUGACCGAUAUUCUCCAAACUAUCGUCCACCAUUCAAAUGUAAUGCGGAGCAAGCGGGUUUAGGACGAAAAGGAGCAAUAAGAAAACAGCAUCACCUCGUAGUUGAGCACACUUGAUGACAUAUCAGGGACUUUUGUAGUUUGUAUAUGCACACGCAGAGUAAAUGCCUUAUCCCAAAGAAAUAGAGUAGGACACAAGUGUCAGCUCCUUUAUGGCAGAAGAAGAAACAGACGGCCCAAGUGGAGUGAUGCACUCUCCUCCUCCUCCUCCAAGAAACAACCGAUGAAUGUGGAAAGGAAAAUGUGGUGGAGGACUUUUUUUUCCUUCAUGGCUUUUUUCUAAACAGAACAUGUGUUUGCUACAGGAAGUGUUUGUACAGCAGCCCAUAGCUCACCUUCACUCCAAAGCUGUUUUUUUUUUUUCUCGGUUUGGCGGCACAAGCUGGACUUUGUUGCCAACAAUGGACUUUCUUGUUUCGGUUAAAAAAAAAUUAAAUAAAAAAGUUAUGAAAAAAAAAAAAAAAGAUUUUAAGUUAAUCCGCGUUUUAAGUCUCCCCGAAUGUGCUAUUUUAUUUUUCAGCAUAUAUUAAAUAUUCAAGUGGAUUUUUUAUGGAACAUUAAAGAUAUUAUGCUAGAUAUUGUUGUACAAAAUUUGUAUUUUUCAGAAAAGUACAAAUAUGUGUGAUUUAGGUUAUCUCUCUUUAUGUGUAUACAAAAAAGAAGAAAGAAGUCUGUUCUCUUGUGAAGUCCCACACAGUAGCAAAGUUGAUUAAACACGUCUUCAUGUCUAGUUCAUCUUUGACUCUGCCCAUUAAAUGCUUUUAUUCACCUC